UUCUCGCGGAGGCACGAGGCUUUACUCGCGACGCCCCAAAGCCGCAGCAGCAGCAGCGCCGCACGCGGCAGCAAUGGCGGACUCCAUCGAGCUCGCGCGCCGCCUCUGCCUCCAGCCUCCGGCGCGGAGGACGGGAACGGGAAGGUGCAGGCCGCGGGGCCGCCUCGGAGCUCCCUCCCUCCGCGUCCCGCGCCCUCCCCUCUCCCUCUCCCUCUCCCUCUGGUCGUCGCUCCGGUGCCGCGCGCUCGACUCCACCAGGCCGGUCGCGGUGGAGGGGGGCCUGGGAGACGAGGAGGACGAGGAUGAGGAGGGGGAGUCGUACUUCGCCUUGACCUCGUCGAGGCUCUCGCGGGUGGACUACCUAGGGGAGAGCACCAAGGGGGAUUUGAACGUGCGGAGGGAGCAUCUCGACGCGUUUGGUGGGAAUGGCAAGUCGACAUUGCAUGGCCCUAUAGAGGAGAUAGCUUGGCAAGAAGCGAGAGAAGCUGAAUCGUUGCUCCGUGAGUUGGGAAUUGCAGAUCCUUUUUCCGUAAGACACUCUCCUCGUGGAAUAUUUUGCACCAGGACACUAAAUCUUCGAUCCAUCAGUGUCAUUGGCUAUGAUAUGGACUAUACAUUGAUUCACUACAAUGUGAUGGCUUGGGAAGGGCGUGCUUAUGAUUAUGGUAUGGCCAAUCUGAAGGGCAUGGGUUUCCCUGUAGAUGACCUUGAAUUUGAUCCUGACCUGGUCAUCAGGGGUCUAAUUAUGGAUAAAGACAAAGGGAAUUUGGUCAAAGCUGAUCGUUUUGGUUACAUUAAAAGGGCCAUGCAUGGCACCCAGAUGCUUUCUACUAGUGCUGUGAGUGAAAUAUAUGGAAGAGAAUUGGUGGAUCUACGGAAAGAAAGUAGAUGGGAGUUCCUUAAUACCCUUUUCUCUGUGUCAGAAGCUGUUAUGUUCAUGCAGAUGGUCGACAAGUUGGAUCAGGGGUUGGUGCCAGCUGAACUUGGGCCACUGGAUUACAAAGGACUGUACAAUGCUGUUUCCAGGGCACUUUUUCGAGCGCAUGUAGAAGGUCAACUCAAGAGUGAGAUAAUGGCUGAGCCGGAACGAUUUGUAGAGCCUGAUCCUGAACUGCCUUUAGCUCUUCUGGAUCAAAAGGAGGCUGGAAAAAGGUUGCUUCUUAUUACAAACUCAGAUUACCACUAUACGAACAAAAUGAUGAAUCAUGCAUUCAAUCGCUUCCUUCCUAAUGAUAUGGCAUGGAGAGAUCUGUUUGAAAUGGUUAUAGUCUCUGCAAGGAAGCCAGAGUUUUUCCAAAUCUCUCAUCCGUUAUACGAGGUUGUAACAAAUGAUGGAUUAAUGCGUCCCUGUUUUAAAGCUAAUUCAGGUGGAUUGUACUCUGGUGGCAGUGCUCAGAUGGUUGAGAAGUCACUAGACAUCCAUGGAGAUGAAAUAUUAUAUGUGGGGGAUCAUAUUUACACAGAUGUAAGCCAGUCUAAAGUUCAUUUACGAUGGAGGACAGCACUAAUCUGCAGAGAACUAGAAGACGAGUUUGAUGCACUAAUUCGAAGCCAUGUUCAGAAAGAACAGCUUAUCACACUUAUACAACAAAAGGAAGUCGUGGGAGAUCUUUUUAACCAGCUUCGGCUGGCUCUGCAGAGACGAACAAAUUCACGCCCAGCACAGACGCUUGCUGCUACUUGUAUGGAUGAUCAGGAGCUUACAGAAAGUAUGCAAAAGUUGCUCAUUGUUAUGCAGAGAUUAGAUGAAAAAAUUGCACCAAUGCUAGAAUCAGAUGGAGAGCUGUUCAAUAAAAGAUGGGGUUGGCUAUCACGUACGGGCCUAUGGGAUAAGAGUCAUCUGACGAGGCAAAUUGAAAAAUAUGCUGAUAUAUACACAUCAAGGGUUUCAAAUUUUCUACAUUAUACUCCAUUCAUGUAUUUCCAAUCACAAGAACAGACGCUUGGGCAUGACGUGCAUUCCUAUUCCCGGAGGCAACAACACUGACAUUCGUUCGAUUCAUCAUUCAUGUGGUGGAGUUGGGAGAAAAAUCGGUAGAGAUAGAAAGGCAGCUGGAUGGACGUGCUUGUGCCAGUGUGUGAGCCGUGGCGAUUGAUCUUGAUGCAGCGAGGCAGGCCAUUUGGAACGUUUUCGCGUUACGUAGCGAUUAUGUCGUGUAUAGCUGUGUGUACUUGGGGUGUAAGUAGAGUCAUUAGCUUGUAAUAACACGAUUGGAAUAAGCCCGUGCGGUCGUUUUCUUCUUUCUGCUCGCCGACUCAAAAGAAAUUUGGUUUGGUUAGGCAGAACGACCGUGGAAAGUUGGGCAUGUAAUUUGUAAACUUUUAAGUUUUGUAAGAUUUUCAUCUGAUCAUCUCAGCAUCUGUCUAAACUCUGGACUGUCACUUGAAACAGUUAAAUUCCAGAAAAAUAAGAAGAAGUCCCAUUGUUGUAUGCUU
Messenger RNA from Oryza sativa Japonica Group (Japanese rice), 2436 nucleotides. RefSeq lists its product as uncharacterized. NCBI's taxonomy places the organism in Eukaryota, Viridiplantae, Streptophyta, Magnoliopsida, Poales, Poaceae. Gene Ontology annotation, molecular function: 5'-nucleotidase activity. The record is from RefSeq and is a predicted model, not a curated record.